This is a messenger RNA of Drosophila willistoni, 1663 nucleotides long. Its product is annotated as ras guanine nucleotide exchange factor G. Lineage: Eukaryota; Metazoa; Arthropoda; Insecta; Diptera; Drosophilidae. Bases 224 to 610 code for a protein of 128 amino acids. The record is from RefSeq and is a predicted model, not a curated record. The transcript has 3 exons.
CGUGACGCAGUUAAAAAGCUAAUCCCACUCAGAAAGUACAAGAACAGGACAACCAAAAUAAUAACAACCAACCAGCAUAAAAAAAAAAGAGCCACAAAUAAAUAAACUCAGCAGCAGCAACAGCAGAGUGUGUAAGUGUGCGAAAGUCCAAGUACAAGUGCCAAGCCCACACAAACACACAUUCAGCCCAACCCAAGCCAAAAAGAGGAAAAGAACGCCCACAAUGACAAUGAAAGCCGCAAGGAAUCAGGUAUAUGGACCCAAAGUGCUUAUAUGGCUGCUGCUCUUACUCCUGGCGAUGCCACCGCAAAUGGUGGAUGGACGUUACCUGCCGACAAGGUCACAUGGCGACGAUUUGGACAAGUUGCGUGAACUGAUGCUUCAGAUUUUGGAGUUAAGCAAUGAGGACCCACAGCAACAACAACAACAACAGCAACAACAGCCGCUGCAACAACAACAACAACACCCACUUUUACGUCUGCACAAUGAGGGCAACAAUCCACUACUAGCAAACUCUCAACGUGGAUCCAAUUCCAAUGCCGCCUGGCUACAGAAGCUUAGCGCAAUGGGAGCCCUGGAUGAGCAAGGCGGUGGCUAUGGGCGUUACUAGAGACCCAGAUGAUAUACAUACAUAUAUACAUGUAUAUGAUUGUAACCAAAAUGGAAAUGCUGACGACAACUGAAAAUUAGAAAUGGUAAUGAGAUUUUGAAAUUAUACGCUUUAAAAUAAUUCAAAGAGAGACAAACAAAACAAAAUACUUCAAAUUCAGCGUAAAUUUGCCAUACAUUUUUCAGAUUCAGUUCAAAUUUGUUUUGACUUAAUGAAUCGCAAGAAAAACAAAAAAAACAAUGUUAAAUUGGUUUCACUUUCAUGUUGGACCUCCAAAAAAGUAGGCUACAUUAAAAUGUGCAACUAGAACAAGGCAGAGCAAAAAAAUGGAUAAUAAAUCUAAAAUAAUAUGAUGCUCAUAAUGUUUAAUAAAUUGUCUUAAAAUAUUUUUUUUUGUAUGACCCUUUUUUUAUAAAUUUUAUCACACUUAGUUAAUAAUAAGGCCUAUUCAAGUUAAUGUGAAAGUUUUUGGGAAUAUAAACUUAAAUUGAUUAAUCAAAAUAAAUGCAAAGUCAAACAUCAAUAAUUUUUAGCAAUUUUGAGGUCAAAAGAGCGUAACUAAAUUAUGAUUUUGAUUCAAAAAAUAUUUGUUUAGACCUAAAAACCACGUUUUGGCCUUAUUUUUAAAGCAGAUAAACGAUGGCUUUUUGACUUUAACUGAACAUGAGUAUAUUUAUGGCUUAAUUUCAAAACCCAUUACCAUUUCCAAACAAAAAAAAAAACGUAAAACACUUAAAACUCAACAGUUUUAAAUUGCUUAUUGCAAAACUGAACUCCACGGACUAAGGAAGUUCCUAUAUUAGCACAAUAAUUUUUGAAUAAUUCAAACUAAGAAAAUUGUAACUAUUUAUGUGUAUGUGUAUGAACCGAUAUAUAUAUACCUAUAUGUACCUAUAUGUAAACUAUAUGUGAGAGUCACACCCAACAAAUAAUCCCUCCCCCCAAAAUUUUAUCCUCUUCUUCGUUUACUAUUAAUGGAGAAAAUUCGUCUUCUUUUGCCUGGUUAAAGUAAAUCAAAACGAGCAGCAAAAACUCAACAACUAAAAAAUAAAG